GGACCUGUACUCGUUUUUGUCGUUUUAACUCUUUCUCUCUCGGCCCCUUCCCUUGCUCUUCCUUCUUCUUAAAUUUUUGCUUGUUUAGACUAACUUCCUCCACCUCCCCUUCAGCCUUCUUGAUUAUUGCAGCAUAACUAUUAUGACUGGACCCUAUGGCGGAUCAGAGGGAGCAGAUCAAACCGCUCCAACUAGCAACACCGCGGCUGAUAGUCCUUGGUCAGAUGGACCUGGGCGUCGACAAAGCUCCAGUAGCUCAUCCGAUACAGAAAGCAAAACCCAGAACGGUAACGCACUACUGCCAUCUCCUCCACCACAACAACAAGAACAACAACAACAACAACAACAGCAACAGCAACAGCAACAGCAACAGCAACAGCAACAGCAACAGCAACAGCAGCAGCAGCAUCGCCCACCGUUUACGUCCAACGACACAGACGAACCAGGCACGCGAUAUUCUACCGAUGAUGAAUCGGCAACGUUGCACGGUUCGAUUCCGCCCGACGAAAUCCCGUUAGAAGCACUGGCAGGCAAAGGGCUGGUAACAAAUUACGCUGAUGAUCAAUUCGACUGGGCAGGAGGCGAUGAAGAGGAUGAAGACGAAAUAGUAGACAAGAACAAGCGCAAGAAGCAAUCGGGGAUCAUUUUGUGCUUAUCACGCAACUCAUCGUAUAUUGCAUGGUCGCUUCUUAUCCUGGUGGCGCUUAUCUUCAUUGCUGUGGAUGUGGCGGUCUUUGUUGUUUACCGAGACAACGUGUCCAUGGUGUCAUAUAACCUGCAGCUCUGGUUUACUUGGGCGGCGUUCAUGUGGUGCUUAAGCAUGCUGCUGCAAGUGGUAGUGGAGCUCGUGCCUUGGGCUAUCAAACGUCUUGUAGGCAUCUUGAGACCGCAGUCUACCGAAGUAUUACGUAUGCGCUUGGCUUACUACAUGGCCUUACGACUCUACAUCAAGUUUUUGAUGAUUUCGGCAUGGAAUUGGGGCUCCUGGGCAUUUAUUCGGGACCAAAUCGCACUACCGGCGGAACAAGCAGGCCCGCCGAACUACGUGAAUGUCCUAUUCAAUAUUUGGGAAUGCGUUUUCUUUUUGGCGCUUCUGCUUUUUAUUGAAAAAUUUCUCCUGCAAUUGAUUGUGACCUCUUUCCACAAGAAAGCAUAUGGCUCGCGUAUCGACGAAAAUGAUCAUGCGCUGAAGAUUUUAGACAAGCUCAAGAAAAGCACGACAAAGCGCAAGAUGCCCCAAGAAUUCAUCUUAAAACGGAUUCGGCGGAAUAAGCAGGACAAAUCGUCCAGCAAACCCAGCCGAAAUGCAACGAUGGAUGAUGGCAAGCAACAACAAGGGCAACAACAACAGGAUGGCAGCAAGACUCAGUCAAUCAUGCGUCCUGACGAACACGCCAGCAGCAACAACAAUGCAGCGCGAGCUGCUGGAGUACAUUUUCCUUCUUCCGAAAAGAUGGAUACAUUGAUCGCUAUACCUCCAGUCGAUGAUCGAUAUGAGGGAGCUGACGACGAGAAGCAUCGUGAAGUGAUCGCAGAGGCCGAAAAUGUGAUGCCGGAGCGGCAACAAGGACAACGUCCUAAUUUUAAAGAUCAACGAAGAGGCUCGUCUAAUGAUUUUUUCAAAAACUUGACACGCCAUUUACGAGAUGUCAGCAAGUCAGAUAAUAAGCAGCAGCAGCACCAUCUGGAAAGAGAAUUUCAUAACCAGGAUGCUGCUUCUCCUCCAACUUUAAGCCCUCCUCGAUCUGGCACCACCACACCUCGUCCAGGAUUCUCGCGCAGCAGCACUUGGGCAUCCACUAUCACCAAAAACAUCAAUGACAAAAAGGCGUUUAUGAAAAAGAAGAACCAGCCGCCUCAAGCACAUCAUGGACGAUCGCACCAGGCGAAAGCUCUGGCGAAAAAGAUUUAUCACAAUAUAGUUGGCACGUCGGGGCGCGAAGACAUUACAGAAGUGGAUUUCUAUCCUUAUUUUCGUACAAAUCAAGAAGCCGCAGACGCUUUCCGGAUGUUUGACCGUGAUGGCAAUGGCACCAUCAGCAAAGCCGAAUUGCGUUCCACGUGUGUUAGAAUUUACCGGGAACGCAAGAACCUAGCGACUUCGAUGCGCGAUCUUUCCCAAGCUACGGGAAAACUUGAUAUUAUUUUGAUCGUCAUUUUUACGCUUAUCUGGUUGAUCGUUGUUUGUGCCGCUUUCGGUGUGAAUGUCGGUACAGAUCUAAUGCCCUUAUGGAGUGCCUUCAUUGCGGCCAGUUUCGUGUUUGGUAAUAGCGCAAAAGACGCCUUUGAAUCGAUCAUUUUCAUUUUUGUCACGCAUCCGUUUGACGCUGGAGAUCGCGUCCUUAUUGGUCCAGAAAACUGGGUAGUCGAUCGUGUCGGCCUUCUUGUCUCAACCUUUAUAAAUUGGGAUGGCUCUAUUGUUUACGCCAAAAAUUCUGUGCUUUCAACACAAUAUAUCAUCAAUGUACGACGUACUGGCCCCAUGGGCGAAUCUCUCCAAAUUCAUAUUGCAUUUACCACACCGUCCUGGAAGAUCCACCGUCUUCGAGAACACAUGCAGCAAUGGGCCAACCAAUAUCCUGCGUUGUACCGGGUCAACUCGACAUCCGCCAAUAUUUUAACAUUUGAAAACCAGAACCGACUGACCAUGUCCUUCUACUUUGAGCAUACGCGAAACUGGCAGGAUCCAGGAGGUCGUUGGUUGCGUCAUAAUAACUUUAUGAUGGAGCUCAAGGAAGAAUGCGAACGACUUGAAAUCAGCUAUGUGCUACCAUCGCAGCCAUUCGAAAGUAACAAGGAACAUCAAGAUGUAUCCGACAAGUACAACAUCAACAUCAAUGACGAUGACGACGAUGCUGAUGAUGACGAUAAUCAGUCUUCAGGAGGUUCCAAAGGUUCCGCAGCAAAUCGUUUGCAUAUGAGGCGUCAAAAUGCUGAAGGCGCUGUCCGUGGCCCAACCACAUCAGGUGGUGCAGCAUCAGGUGGAGGAAAUGGCACAGGAAAUGCUGCAGGAGCAGCAGCUGGUGCGGCUGCAACUGUUGCAUUCACAACUGGAUUCAUGUGAAAAGCAAGAGAACCUCACUAAAAAUAAUAAUACUAUCCAUGUUUAUUAUGUCUUCUGCAUUGUAUAUCAUAUUCUUAUCCCCGUAUUAACUUUUAAUAACUAAAACCGAAUGGAGGCAAUACAUUUCUG
Messenger RNA from Zychaea mexicana, 3193 nucleotides. RefSeq lists its product as uncharacterized. NCBI's taxonomy places the organism in Eukaryota, Fungi, Mucoromycota, Mucoromycetes, Mucorales, Lichtheimiaceae. The coding region runs from base 143 to 3064 and encodes 973 amino acids. Gene Ontology annotation, biological process: transmembrane transport; monoatomic anion transport. The record is from RefSeq and is a predicted model, not a curated record. The transcript has 10 exons. Gene Ontology annotation, cellular component: plasma membrane. Gene Ontology annotation, molecular function: calcium ion binding; mechanosensitive monoatomic ion channel activity.